This is a messenger RNA of Daucus carota subsp. sativus, 1076 nucleotides long. Its product is annotated as ethylene-responsive transcription factor ERF014. Gene Ontology annotation, molecular function: DNA binding; DNA-binding transcription factor activity. Gene Ontology annotation, biological process: regulation of DNA-templated transcription. The record is from RefSeq and is a predicted model, not a curated record. The transcript has a single exon. Bases 121 to 807 code for a protein of 228 amino acids. Lineage: Eukaryota; Viridiplantae; Streptophyta; Magnoliopsida; Apiales; Apiaceae.
CCCUUCUAUAAAUAUCAAACCUACCCUUCUUUUCAUUCCAAUCCCUCACACUUCCUAUUCCAUUCCUUUUCACAUAAUUAACCAAACCUCAUAAAAAACGCACAGAUUUGUCUAUUAACAAUGGUAAUGAAAACAGAGAUGACCAGAGCUGAAUCAGAUGGAAGUGGAAUCAGUGCAGGCAAGAAGCUAUCAGCUCAAACACCUUCAUCAGUCAACAAAAAGAUGAAGAAAUUCAAAGGAGUCCGAAUGAGAAGCUGGGGCUCAUGGGUGUCCGAAAUAAGAGCUCCCAAUCAGAAAACAAGAAUCUGGCUCGGCUCCUACUCAACCGCAGAGGCUGCAGCCAGGGCUUAUGACGCAGCACUUAUUUGUCUAAAAGGCCCUUCAGCCAAUCUCAACUUCCCAGCAUUCUCUCAGCAGCACUUCACUCCUUACAUCAACGACCAGAUCACCUCCAUGUCGCCGAAAGCCAUUCAGAGAAUCGCCGCACAAGCCGCCAACACUUUUCUCGACAAUGCCACCCCCCUCCCGUCCCCGCCGCCGCUCUCCUCCGCCUCCUCCGCCUCGUCUUCACCGUCGAACAACAUCGAAGAUGACGUGUCAUUAGCCUUUGAGGAUCACUACAAGCCUGACGAAACGGUUAUGAAUGUGAAUGCGCCGUGGAUGUUUAACAACGACUUUGGGUCGUUUAAAUUCAGGGACAUGAUCGAUGACAUGCUGUUAUUCGACGAUCAGCAACCAUCGAUGAUGAUUAAUCAUGAUCAUGUCUACGAAGGCGAAGAAGAUCUUCGUCUCUGGGAUUUCUGCUAAAUAAUUUUACUAAUUUAUUAUUAUUUUAUUCAUUGGAUGAUUUUCAGUAAAUUGGUUGAAGACAUCACUGACAGUAACAAUAUUCGAACUUGUGGUAUUUCGAGCAUAGGGGGAGACAUUUUUUUGGACUGUCCCAUGUGAGUUGUUAGCUAGAUAUUCAAUUUAUUAUUAAAUAUGGAUACGUUUUUUUUAUUCUCGAAUAAGUGUGACAUAUCGUUAUCUUUAUGAAUUGUAAAAUAGUGGAAUAUUUUAUAUAAGUGUGUUGUGUA